Messenger RNA from Bombyx mori (domestic silkworm), 4492 nucleotides. Its product is annotated as phospholipid phosphatase 2. Lineage: Eukaryota; Metazoa; Arthropoda; Insecta; Lepidoptera; Bombycidae. The record is from RefSeq and is a predicted model, not a curated record. The transcript has 7 exons. Gene Ontology annotation, molecular function: phosphatidate phosphatase activity. Gene Ontology annotation, cellular component: plasma membrane. Gene Ontology annotation, biological process: signal transduction; phospholipid metabolic process; phospholipid dephosphorylation. Bases 195 to 1241 code for a protein of 348 amino acids.
AAAAGCCUGGCUGCUCAUUCGUUCGCGUCACCUGAGCGCGCGCGCACGUCUCAAAAUACGUUUAAAACCAAUUCAACAUCAAUAAAUCGCAAAACGAUUAGUGGAUUGUAAUAUUUGUAAUAAAAGUUCAUUAAAAACGAUUAUUUUUGUGUGUGUGUGAGUGUAUGUGUGUGUAGCGUUUGUGCGAGUGUAAAAUGGUGCGCACGUUGAAAGUGGUCGGGUGUUUCAGAAUGCCCAAACGUGCCAAAGUUGAACCGGCUCCGAGCGGCGAAGGAAUAUUCACUAUUGAUAUGUCAUCAACGAGCACUUUGGAUGUAGCCACAGCAUCCCAGCCAGCUCUUUCGGGAGUUCCAGCAGUAGAAAUGCAAGCGAAACACAGCGUAUUAUGGCAUUUGCUCAUCGACCUGCCAAUAGUCCUGCUCGUUGCGGCAGUAUGCAUUUGCUUGGAAGUCGGGGCGCUGCCGAGCCGACGCAGCGGCUUCACGUGCAACGAUCCAGCUCUCUCUUUCCCGCAUACGGGAGACACGUUUUCCAUCUCGCUUGUCGCAGCCAUCACGGUUAUCGUGCCUUUUUUCGUUCUCUGGGCCGUAGAAGCGAUGCUAUAUCAAGACGACGAAUACAACAUGAAGAAAAGAAAGAUGCUGGCCAGUGCUAAAACCGCCGGUCUCAUAUACAGAGAUUACAUAUACGGGGCGGUCGUUAAUCUCACCAUCCUUGAGGUGGUCAAGUGUGUGGUCGGCACUCCGAGGCCCACGUUCUUUGACCUCUGCCAACCAGACAAAGCGUUGACUUGCAAUGAUUCCGAGUACGUGAGCAGCUACAAGUGCACUUCGACUCAGUACUCCAGGUACUUGCAGAUCGAUUCCAGCAGGAGUUUUCCUUCGGCGCACGCUUCUCUCUCCGUCUAUUGCGGUUUGUUCUUGGCGUGGUACCUCCAGCGUCGGGCUUUCAGCUGGCACAACCGCUCAGUGCUGCUGAUCCCGCUGGCCCAGGUCCUGGCUCUGGUGUACGCGGCUGUGUGCUCGCUGAGCCGACUCACCGACCACCGGCAUCAUUGGUGGGACGUGCUCGUUGGCGGACUGAUGGGUGUGCUUAGUGUCAUGUACACGAUCGUAGUCCUCUGCAAGAACUUCUCACAGCCGGCCGUGGUCAGCACCAGUGACAUAUCGAGCAGCGACGGCAACAACCACCAGGCCGUCCAGAGGCUUCUUUCGAGCGCACCGAGGGUCGUAGUGCCCUAGCCACAAGCGGUGUAAGCUGAACGCUUACCGGAACUGGCAGGGGAUAAUAGACCCAAGUGCGGUGAUUAUGUGAGUGAAUUUACACUGCAGCCGGGUGACGUAGGAGACGGUCAAUAUCUAAAAAAAAAAUCUAAUAAUUCUAGAUUACGAUUCUAGAUUAAGCAGAGGACGAGAACUGAGGUAUGAUGAGUGAAAACUUUGUUGACGACAAUGAUUUGUCGCGUCAAUACGGAAUGAAUAGAAGUCUUUCGGAAAUCGAUUAUCAAUAAUAAUUCGAUGUAAACGAUUAAAAAAUACUUUACAAAAAUAUCGAUUCAGAUUGUCUCGAUUCUGUAGUUAUCGUGAUUCGGAUUUUGAAUCUAUGCAAUGAAUCGUUACAAUCGUAUAUAAAUGGUAAUAAAGCUUAAGUGAAAUUUAUUAUCUUUAGCGACGUUUCGUUCGGAUUCUACAUAUUUAGUUUUAGAGAUUUUAUGAGACUUGACAACUAGAAGGCAGCUUAGUUUCUUAGAGCCAUUAGAAGCGGUAGGCGCGAGUCAAAUGCUAGUUGUAGUUUUAGGUCAUUUGACUAGAUGUAAUAUUAUGUUAAGUUUGUCAAUGUAGAUGUUGUGUAUUUUGUAAAUAUUGUCGCUAUGGAAUAGAACAGAUCUUGUUUUCCGAAAUUGCCGCACGACGAGGCAACAUCAUCGCGUGUGACGUCAUUUGUGGCCAAAUUAAGCGACGCGCUAGCCACAGAAUAUAUAUCAAGAAAUUAUUAGCCACAUAUGACAUCACCCGUUAUGAUUGAUCUUCGAACAAAUAGAUUCGUGACCUUUCAAACGAGCAGCUUAAAGCUUGACAAGUGAUUCUUUGGUUUCGCGAAUCGUAAAAAAAAUUAAAAGUAUUUUUACAGCUUAAUCUUUAGGUUUUACAGUUCACAGUUUUCGUAGUCACGGACGACUAUAUCGAGGGGUGAUAGGCUGUCUGGUUUAAGCGACAUUUUUGCAACUUUACAGGAGAACUAUUUAAAGCUUAAAAUUAGGAAAAAAUAUCAUAACAAAAAAGAAACUUCUUCAGCUAUUUGAAUGGGGUAAACUUAAUUGAAGUUCAAUUGAAAACAUCAGAUUGUUGAUGCUAGUAUAAAACAAAGUCGCUUGCUCUGUCCCUAUAUCCCUAUGUAUGCUUAAAUCUUUAAAACUACGUAACGGAUUUUGAUGCGGUUUUUUUUAAUAGAUGGAGUGAUUGAAGAGGAAGGUUUAUAUGUAUAAUAACAUCCAUUAAAUAGUGGAGAAAUCAAUAAUAAAUUACAGUUUCCGAAGCGAAGCGAGGGCGGGUCGCUAGUACCAAAUAAAACGACCUAUAAUUACAAAGAUAAAUGUCGCGUAAUAAGCGAAAUGUUGCUUAAACCGAAUACCCUUUUAUCCCUCGAUAUAAACGUUAGGCAGAAACCGUAAAAAAUAUUUUAAAGUUCGACACAAGCCUUUGUGGUCAUUGCAAUUAUUGUAGAAUUUAAAUAAUCUUUGAAUUUUAAACGUGACAAACAAAAUGACACGACACAAUUGAUGACGAUCGUUCAAAAACAAUUAUAAUCCAUGUGCGACACGUUUCGAAUUCGCUCGUGUUGUAAGUAAGCGCAGUGAUUUAUUUACAUCUCUAUGAGUUGUUGUGUUUCAAAAAUAAUUUAUUGUCAACGAAUUAGUAAUAUUGUGGGAGGUUGACUAAUAUUUAUAUUUAGUUCGCCUUAAGACUCUGUCAGAGCUGAUGAAGGGUAUUGCUGGAGGGAAGCCGAUGAUUCAAGGGCGCGGGCUGAAUCCCUUCUUAAGCAAGUUCAAGAAUGGCUUUUGUUUCUUGGACGUGUGUAUUUUCUUGAUUGCUGUAUUAGCACAGAAGUUUUAGGUUUUUUUAUUCUUGGAGAAAGUGUUUUUUUUUUAAUAGACUAUCAAACGAUUUUGUGUUUUUAAACGUCAUGUUCUUUUUUUUUUCUUGAUCUUAGUAGGCAGCGAAUAUUUACAGCGUAUAUUCGUAGCUUAAAGUCUUAAAGGCAAUCUUUUAAGUUCUGCUUUGGAAAUUAGUCCCUAUUUUAAGUAAUAAGUUCUUUGAUUUCCGAAAUAAUAGGUCCAUUGUCGUUUACAACAGACUGCGCGUUUUCUGUCGAUGUCGUCACAUUGACCCUGUGGUACAAUGUGCAAAGAACGGUAAAUACAAUAUUUAUCUUUUGAAUUUGAGUUUAAUAAACAAAAGAAUGAAUUGCAACAUGCAAAUCAAACAAUUUGUCAUUCGUAAAAAGUAAAUAAAGGCCAUAAAACUGUGCAAAUAGAAAAAAAAAACUUUCUUUAUUUAACAGGAUUUUUAAACAGAUAUACCUAACUGUUAACUUGGUUAGUACUUAUUGAACUAAAAUUUCUAAGAUAAUACAUGUGCGUUCGUAAUAUUUAUUAAGAUAUUUAAAUAGCCGCUUGGCUCAGUUUUUUCUAAUCAGGAUUGAGAGCAACAAAACUUUGACGAGAUUAAAAUAGGAAGACAAACUUCAUAGUAUAGGAAACUAGAUAACACUUAUUGAUUGAAUGUGAACUGGAAUGUUUAAUUCAUACAUUUAUAAGUAAGUUUGAUUGUAAUUGGAAACAGUAUUCGUUGUACAGUACCUGUAUGCUAGUCUUAAGUUAGUUUAUUAAUAAUUUAUUGAAAUGUCCGCCAUCUUUGACAGAUAAUUAAUUGCCCACCUCACGCUUCAAGCAUUAUAGAGUUUUUAAUCGUGUACACAGUCGGUGCUGAUGACAGAAUAUUCUAGAAAUUAAUUUUGUGUUCUUCUAUCGAACCGUUUCCUUUUUUUGUGUAUUUCGAAUAGUAAAUUGUGUAUUUAACCUUUUUCGUUAAUAAGAUUUGGUUGGUUUCUGUCGCUGUCGCUCCCGUAUUUACAGAAAUAAGGAAGAAAGAGACAAACUAACUAAAUUUUGAAUGUACACAUUUCAGUAGUGUGUAAAAGCAAUUUUUAUGUUAAUCAAGUUGUUGUAGAUUAAAAUAAAAUAAAAAAUUUAAAUUUUUUUUUGUCUCUUGAGAUAGACAGCACUGACUGGAUUUUCAACGAGAAGACUUUGUAACAAAAACCUUAUUAAAAAAAGAAUGAUAAAAAAAAUGUAAAUUUAUGUGUCUAUUUAUUGUUUAUAGCAUUGACAUUCCCGCGUAUUUAGUUCUAAGCUUUGAUUCUGUAAAUAUAUAGUUAUUAGAUACUUAGAUAGUGAUUUGUGUUCAAUAAACCUUUAGAACAGAAAAACAAA